Molecule: messenger RNA, 2249 nt
Organism: Acomys russatus (golden spiny mouse)
Lineage: Eukaryota; Metazoa; Chordata; Mammalia; Rodentia; Muridae
Gene: Mex3a
Product: mex-3 RNA binding family member A
Exons: 2
Coding region: 574-2136 (520 amino acids)
Molecular function (GO): RNA binding
Source: RefSeq, a predicted model, not a curated record
UUGAGGAAUUCGUCCCUGCGCCCGAGGGCGGGAAACUACAACUCCCGGCAUGCCCCGGGCGCCCCCGGCGCGCCCCCCUCCCGUCAGUUCCAUGCUGCUCCAUCCAGUUCAUUUAAAACAAAAGAGUUUGAGCGCUGGAAGGGGCUGGGCUCUAUUGGGGGCCACUGAGCGACGCUCCGGGAUUGGGGCUCGGUGCGGGAGCCUAAGGGGGCGUCUGCUCGGCGGAGGGUAGAGACUCAGGGUCCGAGGCAGAGGGGUGGGGGCUAGGGCCCGCAGCCCCCCACCCCACCCCGUCACCCCGGAGCGAGAGGAGAUCUGCUUUCUUGGUUUUGCUUCUUUUCCCCCACCCCCACCGGGGGCUGGGGCGAGGGGAGUCAGGUUACAGGGUGCUUGGGGAGGGGGGCUUAGGGGUGGGUCUAUCUUUCUAUCUCGCUUUCUUCCCCCCUCCCCAGCUCUUUGUUCCCCCUCCCCACACACCCCCUCCUCUCCACUCCCCUCCCCUCCUCUCCUCUCUUCUCCCUUCCACCACCUCUCUCUCUCUCCCUCUCUCUCUCCCCCAGCUUUUGUUUCGCCAUGCCUAGUCUAGUGGUAUCUGGAAUAAUGGAAAGAAAUGGGGGCUUUGGAGAACUAGGAUGUUUCGGGGGAAGCGCUAAGGACCGAGGGCUGCUGGAAGACGAGCGCGCCCUUCAGCUGGCUCUUGAUCAACUCUGCCUCCUGGGUUUGGGGGAGCCCCCCGCCCCCACGGCGGGCGAGGACGGGGGAGGUGGGGGGGGCGGCGCCCCCGCGCAGCCGGCCGCCCCCCCGCAGCCGGCCCCGCCGCCGCCGCCCGCAGCGGCCCCGGCCGCCCCGAGCGCGGCCCCCGCGGCGCAGACGCCCCAGCCCCCCACCGCCCCCAAAGGGGCGAACGACGCCAAGCUCUGCGCGCUCUACAAAGAGGCCGAGCUGCGCCUGAAGGGCAGCAGCAACACCACGGAGUGCGUUCCCGUGCCCACCUCCGAGCACGUGGCCGAGAUCGUGGGCAGGCAAGGCUGCAAGAUUAAGGCUCUGAGGGCCAAGACCAACACCUACAUCAAGACACCUGUGCGAGGUGAGGAGCCCGUGUUCAUGGUGACCGGGAGGCGAGAAGAUGUGGCCACAGCCCGGCGGGAAAUCAUCUCAGCAGCUGAGCACUUCUCCAUGAUAAGGGCCUCGCGCAACAAAUCUGGCGCCGCCUUUGGCGUGGCCCCUGCUCUGCCGGGCCAGGUGACCAUCCGUGUACGAGUGCCCUACCGCGUGGUGGGACUGGUGGUGGGUCCCAAGGGAGCGACCAUCAAACGCAUCCAGCAACAGACCAACACGUACAUCAUCACUCCCAGCCGGGACCGCGACCCGGUGUUCGAGAUCACCGGUGCCCCAGGCAACGUGGAACGUGCGCGGGAGGAGAUCGAGACGCACAUCGCGGUGCGCACGGGCAAGAUCCUCGAGUACAACAGCGACGGCGACUUCCUGGCUGGCAGCCCCGACGCUGCCCUGGACAGCCGCUACUCAGACGCCUGGCGGGUGCAUGCGCCUGGCUGCAAGCCGCUCUCCACUUUCCGGCAGAACAGCCUGGGCUGCAUCGGCGAGUGCGGCGUGGACUCGGCCUUCGAGGCCCCGCGCCUGGGCGAGCAGGGCGGGGACUUUGGCUACGGCGGGUAUCUGUUUCCGGGCUACGGCGUGGGCAAACAGGACGUGUACUACGGCGUGGCAGAGACGAGCCCCCCUCUGUGGGCGGGCCAGGAGAACGCCACGCCCACCUCGGUGCUCUUCUCCUCUGCCUCCUCCUCCUCCUCUUCAGCCAAGGCCCGCGCCGGCCCGCCUGGGGCGCACCGCUCUCCUGCCACUUCUGCCGGGCCAGAGCAGCUGGCCGGGCUUCCUCGGCGACCGCCCGGAGAGCCACUACAGGGCUUCUCUAAACUGGGGGCAGGCGGGCUGCGGAGCCCAGGCGGCGGGCGGGACUGCAUGGUGUGCUUUGAGAGCGAAGUGACAGCAGCCCUGGUGCCCUGUGGACACAACCUUUUCUGCAUGGAGUGUGCAGUACGCAUCUGCGAGAGGACGGACCCGGAGUGUCCUGUCUGCCACAUCACCGCCACGCAAGCCAUCCGAAUAUUUUCCUAAGCUCCCUGUCCCUGGUCUCCUGGGCCCGCUCCCCGCAGGGUGCCACCCUGGACCUUUUGGAAAAAUCAGUGACUGCAGGGCAAGGUGCUUGGAAAUAUUCGCUCCCUGGGGUG